AUGAAGCAUUAUAUCAAAGCACAAACCGAUGACAUGAAAUCUAAAUUAAAAUUAAAUCAGAAUCGUCCUGCAGAAUAUAGGCUACACUUAUGCAGAAAACUAGAAAAGUCACGCGGAAGAUCGUCAAAGCAAAAGGUGUAUUCGUUUAAAAACACCGAGAAUCCAAUACAAAAGAACACAGAAGAUUUACGAAACACUGCACGCAGAAAGUCCUCAGAUGUGGAUAUGACAUAUCACACGAGACUUGUCUAGCUAUUGGCAAGAACUCCUUUGGAAAAUUAAUCCACUUCAGUUCGUAUUGCCGUACAAGACCGAAAGAUUACCAAAGAUCAAAGAAAUUUCGAUCGUCAGAUACUAUAAUUCAACAUCGUUCGCAAACGUUAAGCCAGUUCUGGAUUCAAUCUUUGCCACCUUUGGAAAACUGCAUACAGUCAAAAUUGACAACGAACCACCAUUUCAUGGUCACCAAUUUCGUGAAUAUGCAGAGAAGAAGGAGUUUUACCACCACAGAAUCACACCGAGACAUCCACGAGCGAACGGUGAAUAUGAACGAUUCAUGGAAAAUCUGAACGAAGCUAUUCGUAUAGCAAAGAAAGAAAAUACCGAUUACAAAGAGAAGAUAGACGGAAUGUUGGAGGCCUACACACCUCACUCAUCCAAAUCAAAAAGCCCGUUUGAGCUGUUGUUUGGUAGAAGGAUGAACAAGUCUUGUCUCGCUUGCAGUAUUUUCGUUUGCGUUUCGCGCCAAAACUGCGCUAUUUCUAGUGUUAAUUAG
Messenger RNA from Paramuricea clavata, 775 nucleotides. The record is from the annotation of a GenBank genome assembly. Lineage: Eukaryota; Metazoa; Cnidaria; Anthozoa; Malacalcyonacea; Plexauridae.